CUGAGCUAGAAAAACUGUAUAAAUGUGUAUAAAAAUAAAAUGUAAUAAAAGUCUAGUUUUGUUUAUUCUAUAAACUAAGCAAUACUUUCUUAUUAACUGUUUGACAAAUUUGAGCGGAGAAGCUAAACAUUGAAAGCGCUAAAAGGGUAAAAAAUAAUUUAUUAAUUAAGAUUCAAGUAAAGAAUUAUAAUUGAUUUUAGUUUUGAAGGUGGAGUUAUGAAAAGAAGGUCAAAAGAGCACCCACAAGAAGCAAGACCAACGUGAUUCUGCUGAAGAAGCGCAGGAAGAAAGAGUCUUGUCACAUGAAAGUGCUUUUAGUGAAUAAAGAAAACAAUUUAAAAAGAAUGUAAUGGAAAAUAUUAUUAACAUAAAAUGAAUAUUGUUGUUGAAUAAUAUAAUGGGUAUUAAAAAUAGUAUUAAUUGAUAGAUAGUUUGGUGAUGUGAGAAGGAAGGGGGAUGCACAAAAAAAGAAGGUUAAAAAAAGGAAUGAAAGGGUUUAAGUGGUUUUAGUUGGUUAAGGAAGGAAGCGAAAACAGCGGUGAGAAGAAGGGUUCAAAAGAAAUGAAUGGCUCCUCUGAUUCGGUGCCUUGGUGGGUCUCUUACUCUCCAUUUCCCACCCCCAAUUCAUGUCACGCCCUCCCUCGCCGUCCCCUGCCUGGACGACGGCGAGCGGCAACCCUCCCCGCAUCCACCGCCGUAUCGCCUCCGUCUUCAGCCGUCCCUGGAUCAAAACCCUUAAACGCACCAAAACCGCCGACAGACUCUACGAAAAAUACCUCCGAGGCUACAAGAACAAAUAGAGCUCCACCAUGCAAUGCACGCAAUAACCCCCUUCCUGCAUUGCAUCACUGUCACCAAUUCCCCCUGAUUUUUUAACAAACCAAUCCCUAUUGCACACAAAUAAUGUCUCAAAUCAUGCCACCUUUCCAGUUAUUGGAACUCAGCGUCAUUUCGGCUCAGGACCUGGCUCCGGUGGGUCGCACCAUGCGGACCUACGCGGUUUCAUGGGUCCACCCGGACCGGAAGCUCUCCACGUGCGUCGACACGCAGGGCCACAAUAACCCGACGUGGAACGACAAGUUCGUCUUCCGCGUCGACGAGGAAUUUCUUUGCUCCGAUUCCUCCGCCAUCAUGAUUGAGAUCUACGCGCUACAUUGGUUCAAAGACAUCCACGUCGGCACCGUUCGCGUCCUCGUCGGAAACCUCGCUCCUCCACCCUCGCGCCCCUCCCAGACCCACCGCACCCCGCUAGGCACGCGCUUCGUCGCGCUCCAGGUCCGCCGCCCCUCCGGCCGCCCCCAGGGGAUCCUCAACAUCGGCUUCACCAUCCUCGACGGCUCCAUGCACAACAUGCCGCUCUACACUCACAACCCAUCCGCCGUCGGCUACCGCCACCUUAUGGGAGAGAAGGACGCCUACGACAGCCAUAACCAUCUCAGCCCCCACGUCCUCGCCGGCGCCACCCCCAAGCCUGAGCUCCGCCGCUCCAAGAGCGACACAAGCUCCGUGGUGGCCUCGGAAGCCGUGGCGCGGCAGCACCGAGCCAAGGCCAACCAUAACAGAGCGAACUCCAACAUUUCAGCAUACCAAGUUAACUUGGAUAACACGAAGAAAGGAAAGAAGAAGAAGUCGAGGUCUCCGAGUAACAUCAACGAGGAAACAUGCUCUAUGCUCAGCGACACCGUUCAGCCCUGGAAGAUUAAGAGCGGAAAAACGAGUCCUCAUGAGGACGAUAUACUCCACGUGGAGGAGAUUUCGCCACUUCAGCACUACCGCAACGACGUCGUUUACGAAGAUGUUCAUAACCAGCACCAUGACCACGACGCGCAUUCCGACGCUAACUCCGAUUCCGACGUUAGCAUUGGCGAAAACAACUUCGUUACCGAGGCCAUGGAGGAAGAAUACGUGCCAGUUAACAACGUUACGUACGAAGUUUGCGCCACCCCCCAACACCAGUUCCGAAACUCUCCGGCGCCACACUAUAUAAAUUCGCCCGCACCACAGUUCAGGAAUUCUCCGGCAAGGCAGCAUAUGAGCUCGCCAGCACCGCAAUUUAAGAACUCGCCCGCGCCACAGUAUAUGAACUCUCCGGCACUGCAGUAUAAGAAUUCUCCUAAACCACAUUAUAUGAGCUCUCCGGCGCCGCAGUUUAAGAAUUCUCCGGCACCACAUUAUAUGAGCUCUCCAGCGCCGCAGUUUAAGAAUUCUCCGGCGCCCCAGUUCAAGAAUUCUCCGAAACCGCAGUAUAUGAAUUCUCCGAAACCGCAGUAUAUGAAUUCUCCUGUGCCACAAUUUAAGAACUCUCCGGCACCGCAGUACGUCAGUUCUCCGGCGCCGCAGUUUAAGAAUUUGCAGAAUGCGCAGUACAUAGCAUCUCCGAAGCCGCAAUAUUUAGCGUCUCCGAAGCCGCAAUAUUUAGCAUCUCCAAAGCCGCAGUUUCGAAACUCACCGGCGGUGGUGGCGCCGCAGUUCCGGGCGUCGCCGACGGUAUCGAAUCUCAAUCCGAACAGGGGGACGCCGAUGCAUACGUACGGGAAGGUGAACGGGGGGAUGGAGUACAUGACGCCAAGGAGGUCAAACUUGGGGAACAUGGGACAGAUGGUGAUGACGGAGUCGGAGCUGGGACCGUCUCCGUCGGAGGUGGCCGCGGCGAUAGCGAGAAAGCCAAUUAUUGACGAGGGGGAAAACGAGAUGGCGGGAGGGUGGAGCUUGGACGGGAGCAUGGAAGGGUUACAGUCGAAGAUGGAAAGGUGGCGGUCAGACCUGCCGCCAGUGGUUGAUCAGGGCGAGCUCUCAAGCCACCGGUCGUCGAGCACAAAGACAAGCCGCCACUCCCGGAGGCACACCGACGGUGGUAGUACACCGGGUGGAGGCGGAGGCGGUAGCGGGAGUGGGGGUGGGAGCGGGGGUAAGGGUAAGGGUAAGGGUCGUAGUGGGGCUGGGUUGUUCUCAUGCUUUAGUAAGAUCUGCGGUGUUGAAUGCUACGUUGGUUGCGGCAGCGAUUCUAAAGGAAAGAAGGGCGGCCGCCGCCGCUCGUCCUCCAUGGAAGACAAUACCAGCAGCCUUCUCUGAAGAACCCAGCCCAACUACAACAACAUGGGAAUAUUCGUGUGCCUUAUUGCAAAAUCUUGUUUCCAUGUCAUCAAUACACACAUCACACAUGUCAACUACUCAAGUAAACUAUUUUGUGCUUAAAUAAACAUGCUUGAGUAAGCAU
Vigna unguiculata (cowpea) is the source of this 3217-nucleotide messenger RNA. RefSeq lists its product as uncharacterized. The record is from RefSeq and is a predicted model, not a curated record. Gene Ontology annotation, biological process: defense response. NCBI's taxonomy places the organism in Eukaryota, Viridiplantae, Streptophyta, Magnoliopsida, Fabales, Fabaceae.